CUGGCAAGGAGACAUGCUGUACCAGUUUUGAGACCUGUAUCAAAGUUGUCUAUGGACAGCUGUAAUUUAAUCAUAUAUACUCAUAACUGUUACCAACAACCUUUACACGAUAAGAUUUUAUGAGCUCCGAAGAUAGACGUGACGAAACAAGUUUAGACGAAGAGGGGUUUAAAAAGGGCACAAGUCCUUAUACAGAACCCAAAAUCAUCCUACAGGUAUCCUACAGAGACCGUGAAAUGUAACAAUCACACCCCAACAACAGACUUUAUUACUGCUGUGAAGGUGUGGACUGAUAUUACCAAGCAUGUCACAGCAGGCUGGCAUAGCAAUGGAGAUGCAGACCUCACCCAAACUGCCGGCCCUGCGUGAGGGUCAGAGCAGCCUUGUGUGUUCCCCAGAUAAGGUUUCAUCUCCACCUACCCCGCGGGAACAGGCCUCUGAGUGGGCCAAGCCUGUCAGACAGAGAAUUGAGGGUAUCCUAGCAGAGCAGGGGGACAUACCGGAUGAGCUGAAGUGUGCCGUGUACCAAGAGCUGUUCCCGGUGUUUAUUGUGUGUCUACAGCAGGACACAAGACAUGGUUGGAGAUACCUAACAGAAGUCCUGGACCUGCUCAAACCCGUACGAACCUACAUUGAACUGGAUGAUGUCAAGUCUGAGCUGUACCACUACCUGGAGAGACUCCUGUACCACGCCCAGCUCCACCGGGAGAAACUGUUUGACCUUCACAUUGUAGACUCCUUGGAGAAAGUAUUCCCGAAUGAGGUGUCCCAAAUCAAGACGGCAAGUCAGCGUAAAGUACGGAACUACUGUGUGGCUAUCCCCAAUGUCCGAGUGUCAAUGGAAUCAUCCAGUCCGCGGGUGAAGAAGAUGGUACCCGGCCCACCAAACCUGCUCUCCCUCCCGGAUGGUUCCAACCCAUACUCCAUGUACAUCAAUACGGAGGAGCAGAUACGCAUGGUGAAGCCACUCACCUUUGGUGACCUCCGCAAGUCCUUGGCAACCGUUGCUGUUGACAUGGCAACCAGGGAGUCAAUUUGGAGCCACACCCUGGGUCCUGUGGCUCAGGCCUUACAGACAGACAUCCCAGAACAUGCACAGAAGCAGGCGAGGUUAACAGAGAAGGAUCAGGGAGGGUACAAACUGACUCCGCGCACUUCCAUCUCGCACUACACGGCUGCGGAGAGAAAGUUCAAGAAAUCACCUAGAGUUGAGGAUGAGGAGGUGCCCAACAUGACGGGUCGGGACGCGGUUGCCUACUUCGUAAAGUGUCAUCACCUCGGCAAUGUUCGAUCGCUGUUCUUCAACUUUGCUCCGUCCCGAUACUUCAAGCCGUAUGAUCUCGUCUGUGUACACAAAAAUGAUGUUCAACGAGAGCAUUUUGUGUUCUCAACAUUUGGCGUUCUCCACGUUCUCCCCGAUGCCCCAGCAGAAAGUCUGACGUUGGCGGAGUGGCAGAGAGAUGCCGUAUUGUGGAAGGCUGUGUCACACAUACCAUUCUUUAGGAACUACCUCAUAAGGAAAAUGUUUGACAGGUGGCGAGCCAACAAACUAUACCUGGAUUAUCUGCGUCACAAGCAGAAGAUAUCAACAAGCCUGCUCCAGAACGUUCCGGUGUUUGGCGCCGCCCUCCUUCAGGUGUUACGACUGCUGAAAGAGCUCAUCACUGUAACAUUCCUGCCAUUUGAUACAGAUAAAAUGUACCAGCUGUCAGACUUUGAAAACAAUGUUAACUACAAGAACAUCCAGGCAGAGAAAAUCUUAGAAAAGUUCUUUACGUACUGUAAGAUGGUUGUGGACAAGACUGCAGAGGAAUCGUUCAACAAGCUGAGAUACUGUGAGGAACAGGUCAAGAAGAAGACAUACUUCUCGAAGGACUCCCUGCACAUGCAGAAAUUCAAGAAGGAACAACGAGAGGAGAACUUGAGACUUGCCAGGAGUGAGACUGGGCGGCUGGGCAACUUUGUGAAGCUGGUUGACCAGAUGAUUGUGGAGCACAUGUUCCAUCUCACCAAGACCCAAGUCACGCUGUUUGUAACAACGGUACUCGACAUCGGCCAGAUACCGCUACGGGAUGGCUUCUUCAAGGCUAACUUGGUCUACACCAAACAGGAUGUGCUGGGAAUAUUCCCUACAAAAGAGAAGCUUACCAGAGUCCUGACUAGUACGCUACGGGGAAUCCCCACUGUGCUAUGUGGAAAGGCCGUCCCCAUGGACGGGUCUAUUCAGGAACCACAGACCGACCGUGAUGGGUUACCGGAGGAGACAGAAUCUACACAUCUCAAGUCUGAGGCUGCAAAAUCCAUCUCAGACUAUAGACCCCAGCUGUCAGAGAGACGUAAAAGCACAGCAGCAACAAGCUCGGUGAAGCAGGAGAGUCGCACACAGAUGUCAGAGGGUGUGUCCCAGGCCGGAGAUACGAUGACAGUGAUAUCUGGGGCACUCACGGAGAGAACCAUUCCUAUGUCGAAGACACGCUCAACUGUUGGAGAUGAUAGUGAUAUGAGGUUUCCUGAAAUGCCCUCUGAAGACACGCAGACAAAGGAUGAAGAUGAGAUUGGUAUCGCCACACCUGACCUUGUGAUUCCACAUGAAGGUCAAAACCUGCUGGUGGAGGGCGAGGGGUUUAUGGGCCAGUACCAGCCCCUGUCUCGGGCCAGCCUGGAGGAGAAACUAGAUAAGGAUUGCCAGUUCCAGGAGAUGCUUGGAGUCACCAACAAAUUGUUGAAUGAGUCUCUCGAGGAAAUCGACCAGUACUGCGACUUCAACAAGUGGCUUAACGAGAUACAUGCCUUCUGUAAACGAUGGACUGAGAAAUCUGUACGAGAAUUCAAGGGGGAGCAGGCUUUUACCAUUGAGCAAAAGCUGACAGAGCUACGCCAGUGGUCUGAAAAGGUCCAGAACUUCGACCACAGUUUUCACACAGCCAAUGGACUCUUCUAUGUUGACUGUAGCCACAUACAUGACAACCUACUGCCUAGGUUGAAUGACAUUUACUCGGAGCUUGUGACAUUCGUGGCUGAGGAGGCCAAGAAUCUGGCCGACAAUUUCUGUACUGAGAUGAAAACUGUCAUUGCGAAUAUGAAGAACAAGGAACCAGAAGUUGACAUGUUUGCCACAUAUGCGAAGAACUACAAUCAGUACAAGAAGAACACAGCGUCCUACCAGCAGAAGGUCGAAUACAUCAAGUCACUCUAUGAGGUGAUUCGUAUGAGUUACCGUCAGCUGACGUCAGAGGAGGAGAAGUAUGAGGAGAAUGUGUGGGCCGCGUGGGAGGCCUUCCUCCUGCAGAUGCAGGACGCAUCAGAGUUUGUGAACACACAGACACCACUCAUGACUCAACUACUAGAGGAUACCUACCAGCCUUCAAAGUAUGAAUACGAUAUUGAGGAGAGUCUAUACAUGAAACUGGAGCGCGAGGCUUAUGAGCUGGAAGAAGCUGCAACCAAUGGGAAGUUCCUGGACCCCGAUCAGAACCCCACUGCUGUACUCAUGGACAUGAAACAUAUCCGAGACAAGUUCUAUGACAUCCAGACCCAGCUGCACAAGGCAUCUAAGUGGCGUGAGGCGAUCUGCGGAGAACCAUAUGACCUUGCGUUCCUCACAGACAUGAUGGUGAAGUUGGACGUGAGGCAGGAGCUCUGGAAGUAUGUCGAGGUCUCCACACACGCCAUCAAGGACUGGAAGUCCAUGCUGUUUAAGAAAAUGAACAUCAAGAAAGCCCUGGAGAAGGUUAUUGAGUGGCAGUCGGCAGUUGGCCAGCUGAAACCGUACCUCCCUCCCCAGGACAGGGUGCUUACUUCAUGGUUCAAGAUGCUGCAGGACUUCAAGAAAGACCUUCCCGUCCUCCAUAAACUGGCAAAUGAUGCCCUUAAGGAGCGCCACUGGAAGGCAAUCUUUGUAGGUAUGAAUGAAUCCUACGACCCUAAGAAACAGUUCACAGUUUCCGACCUACUGACCUACGACCUCAAAGACCAUGAGCAGCUCGUAAACCAGAUCUACCUGGGGGCCGUGGCUGAGUAUGACCUUGAACAGAAGAUAGGGCAUAUGAAGAAAUUCUGGCUUGAGAGGGAGUUUAAACUGGCCAAGCAUAUACCAGACAGCCUGCUCGCGUCUAAAGAGAUAAAACUCAGACAGCUCAAAGAGUAUGUUAAACUUGCCAAAGAAAAACGAGCCGAGCCUAGUAAGAAGCCCAGCAGUCCGCGACGUCGUACAAAACUGGAGAAGUACCGACAAGAGAAGGCUCGCCAGGACCGGGAGGGAGCAUUUGCUGGGCUCAAUGUGGCAGAUGACGACUACUACAUUCUGAUUGAAGUUGAAGAGCUCAAGUAUCAGCUUGAGGAUAGUAUGAUCAGUAUAGCUGGGAUGAUGCAGUCUCCAUACCUUGGUGAUAAUACAGCUGAGGUAGAGUCACGGUGUAGUGCCCUUCAACAGGUGGAGGAAAUCACAGACCUCUGGUAUACCUGCCAGAAAAAGUGGAUGUACCUGUUAAAGGUAUUUGAAUGGCCCCAGCUGUACAAACGCUUCAAGAACCAGGCCGCUAACUUUGAGUUCAUCCAUAACAAGUUCAAGAACUGGAUGCAGGUGGUAUCCAAUGACUCGAAGGUCCUGACAGUGAUCAACCGACGACGGGGUGAAAAGGGGUACCGUCUCAUGCAGGGGGACAAACUCCGCGCAGACUUCCUGGAACUUAUACAAAAACAGGAGGAGAUAUUGAAACAUCUGACUGGCCUGAUGGACAACUGUCGACAGGAGUUUACACGCCUGUAUUUCCUGUCCGAUGAAGAGCUGGUCGAGAUGUUGGGCGUGUCCCGUAAUCCCCAAGCCCUCACGCCCUUCGCCAAGAAGUGUUUCCCAGGGAUACAGUCGCUGGCGUUUGCCCUGCCCCCUGGGACAUCAAGUUUGAAUACACACCUGGACUUUGCUUUGCAUGCUGACAAGCUCCAGGUCAUUGCUGUCCGUGGUGCUAUGGGAGAAGAACUACCAUUCUUUGCCCAUCUGGAGGCCCAGAAGAAUUCCACACGCUGGCUGAAACUCUUGGAGAGCAUUAUGAAGAACACAGUAGCAACAAUUCUGCAGGCCUGUGUCCAGACCAGGUUGGAAGAUGGAGGCAAAGUUCAAGCUCUGGACAUCCUAGAAGAGAUGACAGCAGUGUAUCGAGCCAAGUCGGAACAGACAGAAGAAGACCUAGCUGUUGAACUGAAGCAUGUGUACGGCCACUGGAUGCUCCGGUUCCCAACCCAAAGUGUGCUGGUCACUGAGGGUAUCCUUUGGUCCAGGGCCAUCAACCGCGCUCUGGAGAAGGAACACAGUCAGUUGGAGGACCUCAGGUGUCUGAGGACCAACUAUGAGGGAAGAUUGAGUCAGUAUGUGGAGAUCUUGAAGGAGAUGCAUACAACUGGUGCCAGCUCCGAGGUCCAACACAGACUACAGUGUCUUAUAACUGUCCUGGUCAGCCAGAACAUCCAGCACAGGGACAAUUUGACAGCUGUAAUGUCUGAGCCAGAGGUCAAUGACAAGUCUUUCACUUGGCUGAGAAUCCUGCGUUACAAUAUGGACAUACGGAAUGUUCUCAGGGCAAAACAGGAACCCAUUGAUCCUGCCCCACCCCCUGGCCAGCCCGACUUUGCCGCCUCACGUCGAGCCAAACAAGCUGUCAGGAGAAAGAGCAGGAAGGAAUCUUUUGACUCGAGCCCGAUGCAAUCCUUAAGCCGCACGAAGACGAGUGUCUCCACUGACUUCCAGUUCAGUCGGUGCACAGUCCACCAACUUGGGAACAUCUUCCACUAUGAUUACGAGUACCUCGGACCCUCUGAGCGCCUCGUGAUGACCCCGCUCACAGAGCGUGCGUUCCUGUCCUUAACACAGGCUGUGAAGAAUUUCCAUUGUGGGACACUGAUUGGACCACCAGGCAUGGGGAAGUCAGAGACUGUGAAAGAUCUUGCAAAGGUGUUUGGGUGUUGUCUGUACACCAUCAGCUGUAACAGUGAGGUCACACUACACAUGAUGACCCAGUACAUGAUGGGGAUGGUCCAGUCUGGAUGCUGGGCUCUAUUUGAUGACACAGACAGGCUAACCAAAGGUCUAAUGUCAGUGACUUCCCAGCACCUAGACCAUCUCCGUACAGCCCUGAGGACACUUGAUGUCUCCAGUGAAAACCAGUACAAGAUACGGGGCCAGCCCCGCUCUGAUAAGAAAACUGGUGUAGGUGACGCAGUGAUUCGACGGAACUCCUUGACCACUCUUCACCCGUUACCACACACUGCCACGUCACCCCAGCUAGAAAGGCAGAAAACUGUGCCGCAUGGAUUCAAUGAGAAGGGACUGGUGACAUACUUUGAGGAAACGUGGAUAGCCGAGAAGGAACAGAGACGACACUCCAUCGAGAGGGAGAUUGAAAUACAGGAAUCAGAGCUUUACAACAAAAACAAACCUCCUCCUCUCUUCUAUGAGAGUACUUUAGAAAAGAUAUAUAAGUUUUACAUGGACCCAAAUGCAAAGCAUGCAAGAUUCAAGGGAAAGAAAGCAUCUCCUGACUACAGUAAGCUUCUGAAGGAGGCAAUUUACCGCAGUGAGUUCCUCGGGAACAUCAUGUUCAACGGCAAGCUUGUUCAGGCCAACGCCAACUUUGGCUGCUUCAUGACCCUCAACAUCACCAAUCCUGCUGCCGCUGUUAUACCCGAAACAUUCAGGGUGUUGUUACGUCCGUGCGCGAUGGUACAGCCAGACUUCAAACCCUACAUCGAGGCUGCCCUACUAUGCCACAGUUACCAGGACUAUGCGACCUGGGCACAGAGGCUUACACUGUUUGUCAAACUCUUCAGAAUGCAGCUCCCUAGGAAGGCUCAGUAUGCCGUUGGAAUGCGGGAUAUAAAGAUGGUUCUGAGUGUGGCCAUACCUACACUGAGGGACCUCAUUGAACUGCAACAUAACGAAACAGUUACCUUUGAGGAGGUCAAAGCCCAGACGCAGACAAGACCAGACACACCACCCCUGAUAAAUAUGAAACCCCGUGAACUGGAGGAACAGUCCAUUGUCCAGGGCCUUCUAGACACAUUCAGUCCGGCACUAGAGACUGAGGAUGAUGUCUCCGCAUUUCUCAACAUUCUGCGGGAUGUCUUCCCACAGAGCAACCAGUCAAAGUCCAUGUCAGACCCGUACCAGGACAUGAAACUGGUUAACGCAGUCCGGGAUCAACUGAACGAGGAUAAUAUGAAGGAAACGCCAGAGAUCAUGGAAAAGAUCUUACAGUUAUACUCAACCAUCCAGCAGAGCGAGUCAGUGAUCAUCACUGGGGCAGCGGGCUCAGGCAAAUCCACCUGUCUUGGUGUGCUUGCCCGGGCGCUGAACCGCCUCAACUACCUCCUGUUUGCGCCCGACCACUCCAAGGAGGAGUUGACCACCGACCGCGGCAUGGCCUUCCACACCAAACAGAAGCUACAAGACCUGGGAAUGGAAGAGUUCAUUCCUGCUGAAGAGGAGUUCCUGUCCAGACUCGGUGCACCAAAGCCUGAGUCUUCCAAGGGCCUCAAGAAAAUGAAGCAUGCUACUUCAAUCCUGACCAAGAUCAGUGAGGCUAUACAUGAACUUGAGGUUAAGAAAUCCCCAGAGUAUGCCAUGUUUCCGAAGAUUGACCUGGUCAGACUUAACCCCACAGCACUCUCCAGUCAAGAGCUCCUGGGUCAAUUCAAGGAUGGCCUUUGGCAAGGUGGGCUGAUACAGAAAGUGCUACGAGAUGCCAGCUUUAUGUCCGAUGCUGUCAAAACCUACCUGAAAAACAAUAAAAAACAGGAACAAACUAAACAGAAGCACAAGUCUGACCUUCCGUCUGUCCUGCUGAAGUGGAUCGUACUUGAUGGUGUGCUCCACCCCAACUGGACAGAGGGGCUUAACACGGUGUUGGACAGUGAGAGAAAACUGUCCAUGGCCAAUGGCGGGCAUGUGCACUUCAACGUUGAGAGCACCAAACUACUGUUUGAGGCUACAGACCUGACUAACAUAUCUCCCUCCACGAUCGCCCACUGUAACAUCAUACACAAUGGGGACGCCACAGUCAGCUGGACAUCAUUGUUUGAGUGCUGGGCCAAGACAGCCAAGUCCAAGUGGAUCUUCACGUCUGACUGCAUGAAAGUGAUCAUAGACCUGGCUCUUGAUAUAUUUGGACCCACAAUCAAGUUCCUGAACUCUGAGUGCACUGUUGCCCUGCUUACUGAUGUAGGUCAUUCUGUUGCCAUGGCCAACAGGGUGAUUCCUGGAGUACAGGAAGUGACAUCAUUUGUCAUGAUGUAUUCUGCCCUACUGGACAGGGGUUAUUCCAGGGAUGAGUUUGAAAAGAAGAUUAUAAACAGGGAACCAGACGAGGAAACGAAACUGAUCAUUAUCUCAAGGCAUCUGGACCCCCACCGCUUUGAGAAACAAAAGCCUAUAUAUGAAGACUGCGUGUCCCUAGACCCGUCCAAGAUCCAGACCCCCGGAAACAGCACAUGUGGCACCAAUAGCAGAAUGACCAGUAGCUCCCAGAUAGAAAACAACAUACCCAACUAUAUGGAACAGAUGAAGGGGAUGUUUGCAAUGGCCUACAUCUGGGCAUUUGGUGGAAAUCUACAUGAUAGACACCGGGAUAAGUUCUGCAAGUUUGCCCAUGACAUCCUGUAUGGUGCCCGGCACCAGAUCCGGAUACCCAUGUCUGGUAGUGUGUUUGACUUCUGCCUGGACCACAGCACUGGAGGCUUCAUCAAGUGGAGCCAGAAAGGUCAAGAGAAGUCAAAGAACAUCGCCCAGGGUUACGUGAUGACACCGGAAGUGGAGAAGUACACGUUCCUUGUGGAUCUUCUCGUGUCUUCACAUCAGCCCGUACUCCUGGCCGGGCAGCCAGGGGUUGGCAAGACUUCACUUAUUCAUAACAUGGUGCUGCCGAAACAGGUCUCAACAACAAUCACAAUGUCACCAGGAAUGUCAUCGGCCAUCUUCCAGGAGGCCAUGAUGGCUCACAUCAUAGAGUUGAAGAGUAAGGCCCUGAACGUGAUCACCUCGGGACAGGCUGCCAACACCAAGGGCGUGCAGAAACAUCUCUUCUUCAUAGAUGAUCUGAACACGGCUCCAAAAACGGAAGGCUACCAGCCCCCACUAGAGCUGUUGACCCAGAUGUUGUCCCAGGGCGGUGUGUAUGACCGACAGAGACAACAGUUUCAGGAGAUGAAUGAGGCCAUCAUUCUGGCCGCCUGCACUCAACCUAAUUGUCCAGGUGUUGGUAUGGGAGAGUCAUGUCAUGUGAUGUCCAGCAGACUCACACGGCUCUUUAUGAACCUGACCCUGUUUUUCCCAAGCGCGGAUGGAAUCUUGUCCACAUUUGGCCGGAACAUCCAACACUGGCUGGAAGAAUUUCCUACAUACUCUGUGGAACACCACUUUGAGUUUGCCAGGGCACUGACCCUGGGCCUGCUAGAGCUGUACACCAAGGUCAAGGAGAAAUUCCGGCCCACACCCGCACAUGCCCACUACGUGUUCACACUACACGACAUUUCCCGGGUGGUACAGGGCAUACUGCUUAUGUCUCCGAGAUCCAGAACUCGCAAGAUGAUGAAGAUUAGGAAAGAAAAACGAGGCAGCCAGACCACAUCUCGGGCGACGUCCCUCGACUCCCGAGGUCGGCAGAGUCUGGGCUCCCUCAGUAACUCUGGGGACAAGGAGCCCGCCAGCCCAACACCACCCAUGAUGAAGGUUAUUGCCCAGCUAUGGUGCCACGAGUGUACUCGGACAUUUGCGGAUAGGCUUGUCACUGAUGAAGAUUCCCAGUGGUUUGGUCGUAUAUUGGAGGAGAUUGUGUUGAAGCAGUUUUGCAGCCCACGAGAAGACCCCAAGGUUGAAAUGGCCGCCAUAUCGGAGGAAACAUUCUCACAGUCACAGAGCGGCCCAGCUAGCCCCAGAGUGACCCCUCCCCCUCCAAAGGCCAUGACCCCAUCUGACACAGAAGGGGAACAAGAAGAAGGGGACAUGGAUGAACUAGGGAACACACAACGGACUAGUGAAUCAGAGAGCUCCAAGUCAGAAAAGUCCCUCCAGUCACAGAGCUUAUCUAGGGCAUCCCAGUCUACCCAGGGAUCGAUGAAGAAGGAUAGUAUCACUGACUCAUCUGGUGACACCCAGUCUGGAGGGCUGGACAACACCAUGGAAAAUGAAGACAGCCCAAGAGAGAAUGGCCACACACCAGCAGGAGCAAAGGGCAUGGUUUCUGAGACGGAGUAUGAAACAGAGGAUUCAGAGUCGGAUAUUGAAACUGAGACAGAAACCGAUACGGACACUCUCACUGGAACACCAAGGGAUUUGACCGGGACAAUGGCCACUACAAUAGAUGACUCAAGCAGGGGCACCUCUAGAACUUCAGAGUUUAUUCCUCCUGCCACAAUGACAACAUCGAAAACAACGAGUACAUCAUACAAGUAUUCAUCGCAGAGUACAGAGACAAGUGAUUCUGACCAGGCAAACGUACGUCACAAACGGAAAACUAAGUUUGCUGAUGACUACACAAAGAGCACACCUCGCUUCAAGAAGCAGUUUACCCAGCGGGGCAGCAUCUCCUCGCGGCAUGUGCACUUCAAGCCCGGGCUUAUGACAGACAAGGAACAUAUUGCAUACUUUGGCCCGCUUAUAAAACUCGAGGAGAUAAAAAGUUCUUCUGACUCCCUUACAGAUUUUCUCUUCAGCAAGUUCUUCAUGACCACCCAUACCGAGACACUUAGCAUGUCUAUUGAGAAAGGCUACACAGAUACCACAGAAGACGUUUUAGCUGAGGCCCUCCAGACCUGCCUCAAUGUUUACAAUCUGGGAACCUCACAAAGGCUGGAGCUGGUCUUCUUCAAACAGGCCAUUCAGCAUGCUGCAAGGCUUAGUAGAGUUAUGGCCCUGCAAGGGGGUCACGCCCUGCUCCUGGGAACCUCAUAUUCCACUGGCAGAGCAACUCUUGUGAGACUGGCCUCAUACAUAGCCCAUUGCAAGGGUGGUCUCCUAGGUUACUGUUGCCUUAGAAACUGUAUUGGACUGUACGAGCCUAAACCCCAGACGGACACAUCCAAGAAUCUGCGGAUCGUGCGUGAGCACAUAAAGCGAGCGUGUCAGCACACAGGAAUCCUGGGAAAACCAACAGUGCUCCUUGUGCACGAGGACCUCGGGUUUGACUGUCUACAGGAUGUCGCAGCUGUUAUGGCUGAAGGUACAAGUCCUGGUCUGUAUACUGAGCAAGAGAUGCAGGAGAUUGUGAGUCAGAUGAUGCCCGGUGGCGUGCAGACCAAGAGGAUUGACAAGAUAGAGCAAGCCUUUGAAAGGUUCCUUAAGAGAAUCAAGCAACACCUACAUGUGGUCGUCUGUCUAAGCUACAGAGGGAACAGCUUCAGCUCCAAUUUCAAGAGCCUACACAAAGUGAUGAGUAGAUUCCCCAACCUGCUUAAGUACUCCUGCUGUGUAGACCAUUACCAGCCUUGGCCGUAUGAUGCUUACGUCAAGAUUGCUAAAGUCUGGCUGCAAGAUGAGAGAUCAAGGGUACAUGUGGACUGGCACUCCAGUAAGAAAGAAGACCAGGUAGACAUGACGUCUAGAGCCAUGGCUUAUGUCCAUAUGUCAGCCAAGGUGGCCCUGGAGAGGCAAUACUGCCACCAGAGGGAGCCUCUGAGAUUCUUCUCGCCUCUAACCUUCAUGGAGUUUGUGCACAUCUUCAGGAUCAUCUGUGCCUAUAUUGUGAAGAGGGAAACAGGUAAUAUUUACAAGCAUGAGCAAGCCCUUGGCAAGGUGAAUGAGGCGUUUGGAAGCAUUGAUGAUUUCCGACGUGAGGUGUCAAACCUGAGUCCUCAACACAAGGCUGCUACAGAGGAGAUUAAAGGCUUGGUGGAGCAGGUGGAGGCUCAGAAACAGGACUAUAUUGUGGCCCUGGACAAAUGUAAAGACCAGGAGGCCCUUAUUGAGGAGCUGCAGGGACCACUGGAAAGACUGAGGAAGGACGCACAGUCUGAGUUUGACAAGUUUAAGAAGUUUAAAGAAGAGCAUGGUUUUGCUGACUACUACACCCAAUCACAAUACAGGUUGAACCCAAACUACAAGGCUGCCAUUUUGGCCCUGGACUCCCUGAACAGACAAGACCUGGAUGAGGUGAAGAGUUUCCGUGAGCCACCAGAGCUUGUGAAAUAUGUGGUCAAUGCACUGUGUCUGCUGUAUGACAAACCACAGGACUGGGAGAAUGGGAAACUGCUACUGACCCGGGAGAAUUUCGUCCAGGACCUGAUCUUCUAUGACAAAGACAAUAUACCGGAGGAGAUUUUCCAGGAGCUAUCAAAGCUAGUUAAGGAGCCAAUGUUCCAGCCAGAGCUUGUCAUGAGUGUCAGCAAGGCCACGGCAGGGAUCUGUCAGUGGGUCCACUCUGUACAGAAGUACUCGGAAAUUCACAGAAACAUGCAACCACGGCUGAAAAACCUGCUGGAACACGAGGAGAAAUUCACAAAGGCCCAGGCAAAGCUUGGUCAGCUCCGUGUUGAUGCUAACAGGCUGAAAUCUGCCCUUGAGAGGAAAAUACAGGUUCAUAAGGCUGCGGUGAAGAGGGCCAAGACAUUGUAUAGGCAGAUGCAGAACAUUGAGAGGAAGAUAUCUCGAGCUGUGAACCUCAUGGAGAACAUGUCCAUGCAGAACUUCAUGUGGAAAUCUGAACUGAGGAAGGCAAAACACCAGAUAUUCACCGCUCCUGGGGAUGCAUUGAUUACAGCGGCUUGUGUCUGCUAUCAGGGACCUCUGUCUGACAAACUGAGGGGAGAAUUACUGCAGGACUGGUUAGACAGAUGUAAGCAGGGCAACUUCACACUGCCCAAGUCUAUAGGCCAGGAAGUGUACCCUCUGGCUAACGGGUCUGACAGCCUGUUUGCCUUCGAGAAACAGAAGGACCGAGAUUCCAUCAGUGAUGCGUCUAGCUCGGUGGAGACACAGAGUGAGAGUGGCAUGCCUGCACUGCCCCAGGUCAAGACUUUCAGGUACCAGCCAGUUGUGUAUGACACCAGCAAAUACUACAAGUCUGAGCUGAAACGUCAUGGGAGUGUGGAAUAUGAACCUCCAAGUAAUGACAUGGAAGAUUCUGAUGAUGAAGAGGAACAAAGUCUUCUGAUGACCAGGAAUGCUUACACACUACAGGACAUCCUCAGUGACUUUGAUGAGCUGAGCACAUGGCGACUGGAGGGCCUCCCUACAGACCUCCACUCUGUCCAGAAUUCCCUCUUAAUGCGUGUGAGCUGCUAUAAUCGCAAACACUGCUGGCCCCUGCUUAUUGACCCCGAUAACCAGGCAGAAACAUGGGUCAAGGCCAUACAGACUAGCAGGAAUAUCUUCUCAGAGAAAGACGUCACUGAUGGAGAUGAAAGUGAUUAUCUUGACCUGCCCCCAGUCCCAGUCUCUGAAGAGAAAGAUGAGGGCUCCCCAUCACCGCCCCCCAGUAGAGGGACUGGCAUCACGUUCUCUGACUACACCGUGGAGUACCCGCCCGAUGAUGAAUCCACUCGGAGGUCUAGCACUACCAACACUUACACCAACACAGACUACACUAAGAGGGACGGUUCAAGACUAUCAUUUGAGAGUGAGCAGCUCAGACCUGUGACCUCAGUGACGGCAAGCUGGGAGGCCUAUAGUCUACACCCGGACUCCAGUAUAGAACACCCGGAACACAACCUGUGGAUCAUAGAGGCAGAUGACCCCAUGUUGGACAGCAGGCUUAUCAACGCCAUUGUCCAUGGAGUAACAGUGCUAAUCACUCACCUUGAGCGUAAACCCAUCGACCCUCUGUUCCGAGGCCUUCUACUGAAGCAUUUCUAUGUGGACAAAGAUGGGAACAAGGUUGUCCGGGUGGGCAACUACGAGUUCCAGUAUCACCCCAACUUCUGCCUGUAUCUGUCCACCUCUGUGCCUCUCUUCCUUAAAGGGGAUGGCCUUCAUAACGUGCCAAUUCACCGGAUGUGUAUAAUCAACAUGGCCCUCAGUGAUGAGGCCAUCAUCAACUACCUGCUUCAUGAGACCAUGAGAGUUGAGCGUAAGGAGUUUGAAGGACAGAAAAGGUCGAACGAGAAUGACAUCAUACGACACAGGCAGAAACUCGCACAGGAACAUGAGAUGAUCCGAGAGAAGACAUUAAACCUAUUUGGACCAAUCCUGGAAGACCAGACAAUGCUGGACUCUCUGAUCAACUGUCAGAAAGAAGUGGAGAGGAACAAGAUGAUCUUGGAGGAGACGCGUUACAUGGGCGACCACUUGGAAGAGAAGUUUUCCCACUACGUUCCCAUGAUCAUGCAGGCCGCCAUGUUGUAUAGCAUCAUACAGCGAAUGUCCAUCCUACACUCAUACUACUACAUGCCCUUCUAUAAGUUUGUGGAGAUGUUUACAGGGGUCAUCAAGGCCAGGGACAGAGGCAAAGGAACACAGGGAGCCCCAGCAUCCAGAGCAAAGGAGCUGUCCGAUGCCGUCUACUCCAAUGUCUUCAAGUAUGUCUCCAUGAUGAUGUUUGAACGACACUUCCUUCUGCUACAGUGUCUGGUUGCCCUGGAGAGGCUGCGGCUCAACAAGAAGGCCUCCAACAAGGAACUGGGCAUCUUCCUGAAUGGCUUUGACAAACAGGGCGUAGAGGAGGCUGCGUUACAGGACAAAAGGCCGGAUUGGAUAGACCCACAUGCAUGGGUUGAGUGUCUGGUCCUAGAGCAGGUCCAUCACGCCUUCCACGGCCUGCGGAGAUCCCUUAUUGCCAAUUCUGAACAGUGGAAGGAAUACUUUCAGCAUCCUGUAGCCCUGAUGAACACUGUACCAGGCACAACCAUGCAGGACCUGUUCAUCUUCCAGAAAUGUCUUCUCUGGAGAUUUGCCUGUCCACACAGGCUUGCUGAAGUAUGUCAGGCCCUGAUCCUGUUUGAGCUGGGUAGUAUCCGUACCGUCCCGGACCACUACAACAUACGGGAGGUCUAUGACUGCACGUCCAGCACCACACCGGUCGUGUUUGUACUGCCCAAUGACAAACAGGACAUGGAGGCUUCGGAGGCAACCAAAGGUCUACCCUAUGUGAGCCCAUCCCACGAGGUGAAACGUCUUGCCAAGGAGCUGGGUAUGGAGGGCAAGGUCAAGGUCAUGAACUUCGGGGUGCCCGGGCAGGUCGCUGAGGCGAAACAAGCUGUGGAAGACUGUAUAAACACUGGAAAUUGGCUACUGCUACAAAACUACCACCUUGCAGAGGAACCAGAGCCAGACUUCUUCCAGUUACUCAAAGAGAUUGUGUACACAAAAUGGCAGAAAAAGAGGGAUCAACAUGAGUACUCUUCAAGCCAGCAUGACGACCAGGUCACGCUUGUGGCCCCAUCCAGGGCCUCAAGGACCACUGCCGAGCUCAAGAUAGCAGAUACAUUCCGUCUCUGGAUCACCACACAGUCCGAUAUUGGCAGACUCAUACCAGGAGUGUUGGUACAGCAUGGUAUCAAGGUGACGGCAGAGAGCACAGGGAACUUCAAGUCCACACUACUCAAGUCAUACCGCUCUGUAGCCUUCCUACUGAACAACUUUCAGCUCUCCCAAGAGGAGACGUCAAAUGACAAGAUGGCCAGGAUCAUGCCUCUGGCCCUGCUCCAUUCCUUGUUGCUGCAACAGUGUUACUAUGGCAAUGGAGUGUUCAACACCCAUCACCACUGGUCACUCACUGACCUUGCCAUGGCCGUAGAUGUGUAUAAGAAGGUAAUGUUGCGGUGUACAGCCCGUGAGGAGAUCCCCAGGCUGGUAGCUCAGACGUACACCAACCACUGUACAGACAGCACUGACCGGGCAGCAGUACAGGCUCUAGUACAGACACUUGUACAGUAUGCUACCAUCCCGCUAGAUAAGUUUCCCAGCCAGCCAGAUGAGUCUAUUGUCCGCCUUCUCCAGCGUUUACUUCACAUGGACGAGGGCACAUUCAACCUGAAACGCUCUAUCGACUCUCUUGAUGAGCUUGCUGCUCGUACAUUUGGGCUCCCGGAUGCUGCCGACCUGGAUGUAACAGCAGAAUUUAGCAGCAUCCUGUCCAGAGACAUGGUCCAAGUGAUUGGAGCCCCGGAGUUGUUUAGUAGAGUCACCCUGGGUCACAGCGCCGCAGUGAUAGCACGGGAGGCCAUCAUUCCACAUUACAUAUCCAUUGUUCAGGGCCUCCCUCUGCUCCCAGAUACAAACAGGAACCAGUAUCUGCCCCUUGACGUUUUCUUACAUUACGAGGCGGAGGGAUACAGAAAAUUGAUUGAGACAAUUACCCUGGAUUUGAAUCUUCUGCAGCGCAAGGCGAAGGGGGAAAUCCACACAUCACCAGAGCUGAAUGAAGUGAUAUAUGCUAUAAAUAGAAACAAAGUGCCUCCCUCUUGGACCAAUCAGGGAUUCCAGUCUGCCAACAGUCUUUCUGAUUGGCUGUUAGAACUGUCAUUAAAACUGAAGCAUCUGAAGUCGUACAUAAUGGAUGACAAGCCGGCUACCUACAACCUGUCUGUAUUUCAACGUCCAGAUCGCUUCUUGGAGUCUGUGAAACAGACCUACGCCAGGAAGCAGUUUAAAGACAUUGACUCCAUUGAGUUUAAAGUGGAGGUGAUGCCAGCAGGGCUAAAGCCGUCGCUGCCCCCAUCUCAGGGAGUGUUUAUUUCCGGUCUUCAACUCCACAACGCUCUCUGGGAUAUAACGCGGGCCGUCAUGAUGCAGCCCACACCGGACAGUCCCAGCCACCAGGAUAUGCCUAUAUUCUGUUUAAAACCACUCGACGCGGGUGCCCAGACCCCACGACGCCUGUAUAAGCUUUACAGAUGCCCCGUUUAUUGCACGAGAGGCUCAAGCCAGCACGGAGACUCCAGUGUAGUUGUUCACUUCUCCUUGCCUACACUAUGUGAGCCGUCCAUCUGGCAGUACCAGAGAGCAUUCUUGUCCGCUGCUGUACCUUCAAGCUAAAAUUGUUAUUUCAAGAACUUUAUUGACUGUGAUAGUUUUAUAUUUAUUUAUUAUACUUGCUUAUUAAAUGAUGCACAUACUGUAGUGGUGACUGCUUCAUUAUGUGAUAAAACAGUGACGUUAACUAUGUUAACACGCGUGUUUGAAAUUUAAAAACAUGAACAAUUCACUAUGUCUAGACUGCACAAUGAUCAAAUUGUGAAUUAAUGUUAUACUUAUUGGUGAACCGUUUUAAACUUAUUUAUACACUGAUAAAUCUACAUUUUGUGUUUAAAUUAAAGUCUUUAAUAACCUAUUCGAUCGUACUAUCAAAAUGAUGAAAAUCAAAGAACUUUUUAAGACACUGGAUUGUUAAUUUUCUGCUUCAUGGUUCACAUCUUAAGUUGUUGCCAAGCACAAUCUGAAAAAACAAUUUCUCUUAAGCAAAAACGUUAUUUCAGUAAUAUUGGCAGAAAAAUAGGAAACCUGUCCCUAAUGUGUAUCCAAUUAUGUGUGAACAUUAUUAUCGUCUGUUCUCCAGAUACUAAAUAAGCAUCUUCGUUUAAAUUCAGAAAUGUCGAAAUAAAUCCGUCCAUAUUUGUUGAUGCUGUAUUUUAUCUGUGAUAUUUUACAAUUUCUUAAAAGAUGACAUCACAUUUCCACAGUACAAUUUAUUAUUGGUGUUAUUUUGCUUAAUGAACUAGUACUGUAUUUUUCUAUAAAUAAAUUGGUUGAUUUUC
Molecule: messenger RNA, 17676 nt
Organism: Mya arenaria
Lineage: Eukaryota; Metazoa; Mollusca; Bivalvia; Myida; Myidae
Product: dynein heavy chain domain-containing protein 1-like
Exons: 113
Coding region: 305-16957 (5550 amino acids)
Biological process (GO): microtubule-based movement
Cellular component (GO): dynein complex
Molecular function (GO): ATP binding; minus-end-directed microtubule motor activity; dynein intermediate chain binding
Source: RefSeq, a predicted model, not a curated record